Messenger RNA from Arabidopsis arenosa, 1229 nucleotides. The record is from the annotation of a GenBank genome assembly. Lineage: Eukaryota; Viridiplantae; Streptophyta; Magnoliopsida; Brassicales; Brassicaceae.
AUCUCACACUUAUCAUUUCUUUCACACUUUCAUUAUAAAAUCCUCAAUGAUUAUUACCAAAAAUUUAUAAAAAGAAGAAGGCAAAUGGCUCUCGAGGGUGUGUUUUUGCAACACGACAACAUCUUUAGCUAUAAUGGCAAAGAAGCUUACUCCAACAUUUACACAGAAGAUGAACCACACUUCUAUGAUCUCCAAGCCUCUCUUGGUUUUCUCGAUAGCCAAACCGAAAACUACAACUCUACUUUUCUUCAAGAAGACUACUAUGAGAAUACUACUACAUUCCUUCAUCAACCUCUUCCUGAAAUUGCUAUUAGUGAAGCAAAUAUUACGGCUAACCGAAACUCCUCUGGUAGCCCGAACUGCGAUAUGAGUUACCAACGGGAUAGUGAGACAAACACUACGAGGAAGAAGAAGGCAACAAGACGCAGAACAAGGGUGAAGAAAAACAAAGAAGAAAUCACUAAUCAACGUAUGACUCACAUUGCAGUGGAGCGUAACCGGAGAAAACUGAUGAAUGAGUAUCUUUCUGUUCUCCGCUCUCUCAUGCCUGACUCAUACGUCCAAAGGUGUGACCAAGCAUCAAUAGUAGGAGGUUCCAUAAACUUCAUCAGAGAACUAGAACACCGUCUUCACCUCCUUAACGCCAAUAGGGACCAAGCUUCCCGACGCCGGGAUAUCUCAUCCGCUACACCUUUCUCCGACGCUUUCAAGCUUCCACAGAUCUCAAUGGGUUCCUCUGCGGUCAGUGAAAACGUGGUUCUCGAGAAUGCAUUGGCUGAUAUUGAAGUAAACCUUGUCGAGUGCCACGCAAGUCUCAAGAUCAGAUCAAGAAGGAGACCAAAGAUUCUUCUCAACUUGGUCUCUGGAUUACAAAGCUUAGGGUUUAUCAUUCUUCACCUUAAUGUCUCCACUGUUUCUGACUUUAUCCUCUACUGUUUCUCCACUAAGUGCAUGAAAUCCUCCGUAUUCAUGAUGAUGGUCAACAGUAACCCUAAGGUAGACCGGUUUGGCGGAGUCAAUGUUAGUGACUUAGUGUGAUCCGGUUUGGGAUAUUUUGUUACGAAUUUAUAUAAUUGAAUUUAAAUUUCUUAAUUUGUCUGUCAGUAGUUAAUUUUAAUAUUGUGUACCAUUUAUAUGUUUCGGUCCAUUGCACUUUUCCAUACAUUAUAGUUAAAAUGGACGGUGAUUUUUAUUGAAGUUGUUGACAAAAGUAAAUGGUAACAGCUGGA